AUGGACAAGGAACAUCAUUUAUCACAGAACAUUCUCUCGCUCCCAGACGAGCUCCUCGUUGAAAUCUUCAGUGCGGUCAAGACUUACAACCCUGCCAAUCAGGCACAGCAUACGUCUUUUGCCAGCUCUUCUGAGGAUAUUGCCAAUGUCAGGCUGGUGUGCCGCCGAUUCGCCGCCUGCAGCUCGCAUCUGCUGGUCCACUAUAUACGCUUGGAUGGGAUCAACUGGGAGUCCUUGAAAAAGCUCGAGGCCAUCUCCAGCCAUCCAGUGAUCCGAAAUGGGGUCCAUAUUGUUAGGCUUGUCCCGCAAUUCUACACACCAAUCUUCGCUAAUGAUGUUCGACGGUUCGCCUGGUACGCGGUGAACAAGGUAUUUGGGGAAGCAUUGCGGUACAAGGAGAAUUUGGAAGCCGCUCACGAUGCUGAUGAUGAGAGCUUCAACACGAGACGACAUGAGUCUGCAGUGGUGCUGGCGAAGGUCAAGGCCGUCCUCAAGACAUGGAGUCGCGUGAGCCUGGAUGAGAUGGAAGACGCCAUCGGUUCCUGGAGUAUUGACUUUGACAAGUCCAAUCAGGAUUGUAUGGCACUGCAGCGUAGGAACUCUGGCGAGAAAGACAAGAGCGAGGAGGAACGGAAUCUCCAGCUACUGCAUAUCGCUCACCAUAUCUACCGGCUACGCUAUCAGGAUCAAGAGCAACUUCGACACAACGAUGUCUUUAUUAGGAGGUUUGCAGCAGCCAUGGCUAGGAUGCCGAAGGCCAAGGGGCUCGAGAUUCAUGACUUUCAACAGGAUUGCGAAAUGGAACAAGAGAACUUGUCCCACCAGAAAACCGAUGAGUAUGCUGGUCUGGUGGACAUCGACUUACUGGUUCAGCCUAUGUCUUGGGAUGAGGCCACGGACCGACAACUCGGCGACCCCCCUGUUGAGCUUCUUUUCAAGCUUCCAAUCGCGAUCCACCAAGUCGGAGCCCGGCUUGACAGGAUAUCGUUGCAGACAAUCACAUGCGCAGAGCACUAUUACCCUCUGUUUGAAAAAGUUGGCAUGAGUGACUUUAUCAGCCUGGGAACAGCAAUCAACAAGAUGAAUCUGAAAAGUUUCAUUUUCUUGCAUCAGGCGGAGAUGAAACCACGAAUACGGCAAAGCCCAUCAGAAGAGGAGAUCGAUGCUUUCGACAGCUUCAUCUCGGCGAUGACAAACAGUGGCAGCCUGGAAAGAUGUUGGCUGCGUCUCGACAGCGGAUGGUCUGACGGCGGGCUCGACGUGGAGAAUCGAGAAACUGGCCUCGGGCCCUUUCUUCUUUCUGACGCGGACUCGCUAGACCGCUGGGGACACCCCGAAUGGCUCAGCCUCCGUGACAUCCAUCUGUCUGAUUUUGCUCUGCACCUCUCCGACCUGGAACGCCUAGCUGCGCAGCUCAAGGACUCGGGGACUCGACUCGAGUUCCUCACACUGCAACGCAUCCGGCUUCUCAGCGGGACGUGGUCACAAGCUCUUGAGAUCCUGCGGAAGGUGGAAGUUGAGUACGAGAAGCAGCUUGUGGAACCGAAGGGGGCCGAGUGCGAAGACGUGACGAUGAUGCGAGGCGGGCGAUACGAUGCUGUUUUUGGGAGGUCUUGGGACGAGACGAGAAGCCUGGCCGAGGACUUUAUCAACGGAGACAUGAAACAUAACCCGCUGGAUGAGAGUUACACCAUCGAAUUCUUGUAUUCUGUGGAUGGUGAAGAUGUCAUCGUGGAAAUCACCAUGGAUGACGAAUCUGAGGAUUUGCCAGAAGCAGGGGAGCCGCAAGAUGAGACGGUUUCGCAGAUCAUAUCGCAGAUUGCUUUUUGA
Messenger RNA from Diaporthe amygdali, 1830 nucleotides. RefSeq lists its product as uncharacterized. The record is from RefSeq and is a predicted model, not a curated record. Gene Ontology annotation, molecular function: protein binding. NCBI's taxonomy places the organism in Eukaryota, Fungi, Ascomycota, Sordariomycetes, Diaporthales, Diaporthaceae. Bases 1 to 1830 code for a protein of 609 amino acids. The transcript has a single exon.